Molecule: messenger RNA, 396 nt
Organism: Purpureocillium lilacinum
Lineage: Eukaryota; Fungi; Ascomycota; Sordariomycetes; Hypocreales; Ophiocordycipitaceae
Source: RefSeq, a predicted model, not a curated record
AUGUCGUCGUCCAUCACCAUCCCCACCGGCCGAUCGGCGACGGCUGGCUACCACUCCAAGGCCGUCGACAGCUCGUCGGGCAGCUCCUACUCGAGCUCGCCCUCGCCGUCCUCGCCGUCCUCGAGCCCAAACGCAAAGAUGCUGCAGGCGCGGCGUCCCAGUCUGCUGAGCUCUGCCAUCUCGAAGCAGGAGUCCACCGUCAUCAACAUCGGCGACCCUGACGGUCCGCCUCGACUGAUCUCUUACCUGUCGUCGAGCCAGGGCUUUGCCUGGAACCCAGAAAUCUUCCUGCCGUCCUACGUCGACUGCGACUACGAACCCCUCGAGAACCACUGCGAGCCGGUGCACGAGAUUGUGCUCAGCGACGAAGAGUCGAGGGAGAUGCUGCCGCAAUAA